UUAGCUCACUGCAUGUGAUCUCCUUGAAUUGACUGACAUUUUACAUGAGGAGGGAACCCACCUUUAUCAGGUUAUUAAAUUUGUCCAGAGGUAACGAUAAUCCAUAGGGUUAGGCCCGAGUAGCAAAAUCAAUUUCUGUGGCCAUUGUACAUAAUUCAAAUAUUUAAACUGAUUGGCUGUGUCCUUCGUAACAGGAAAAAAUUGUAGUUUUCACUUAUUUUCUCAACUUCCGCGUUCGUACGCAAACACAUUACUAUGUCGAUGAACUAUGUUCUCGGGACUAAUGGAGGGAACUGAUGAUCUGAUUUGGUGUAGGAUUACAUUUGUUUAACGUACAGGACAAUGAUUUCGGCAAGGUGUCAGUGCGGCUUGGCGGGAUGAGCAGAGUAACUGUUAUACCGAGAUCAAGCGUGUGAUUCUGAUGGAUAAUAAUGUGAUCUCUACUGCGUGUGGAAAAUACCUGUACAUCACAUGAUAAAUAUAUCCUUGAUAGUAGAUAUUACAAGUGGACCUGAUUUAUUACUGAAACACAAACUCUGUCUCAAUCUGACUAAACUGCUACAUACUAUAAUGGAUUAAAGGUGUUCGAUAUAAGCGAUAUAGGAGGGCUGGAGUAAAAUUUCACAUGGAGAAUACAUGUAUAACAUUAGUUAGGCCUGGUUAUUACACCAUUGAUGAAAUGCACUUUACGUUUAAAUGAAAAUCACCGAGGAGGUACGAUGGGGAGGUGGAUCAAGUCGGCAUUAAGAAACUCACGAAGAUAUUGGAAAUAUGGACUUCUUUUUACUAUCAUUGUCAGCGUGAUUGAGGUGAUACGGAUAUUUUUAGUGAAAAAUGUGACUUUGUGUGCAGUUCCACGUGAGGAAAUUACCACCACAACAAUGAAACCCCCGGAUAAUUUUUCCUAUCCCCAUGAAGCUGAUUUUGCAAAGUUACUAGAAGACAUCGAAGCCAAUCGUCCUGUUUAUCUGGAACCGAUUAAUAUUCAUGGAUUUAAUUAUAUUUCCAAUCCGGAUAAUAUAUGCAAUGUGAAAAUUCUACACAAGAAAAAUCCAUUCUUUCUCCUAAUUUUGAUUAAAAGUUCAAGAGAUAAUUUUCAUUUACGACAGACUAUUAGGUGGCGAACGAAGCACAAAUCAUUCAAAAAAUGGAGAAGACGCGUUCGAAUAGUAUUCUUGUUGGGAUAUUCAUUUAAUGAAACCAACGACGAAUUAUCGAAAGAAAGCGCAAUGUUUAGAGACAUAGUACAAGAAGACUUUCUAGACUCCUACAGGAACCUGACCUAUAAGACUGUUAUGGGAUAUAGGUGGGCUACUAAGUACUGCCCUAUAGCUACUCAUAUACUUUAUCAGGAUGACGAUUUUCAUUUUAAUGUCGAAAACGUAUUUAGCUACCUUGGCCAGCAGAUGGAUCCAGAUUCCGUUUAUUUAGGAUACUACAUAAACGACUCUCCUCCCGAUAGACAUAAUACAAGUAAAUAUUUCAUGUCUUAUGAGGACUAUCCUCAUCCCUAUUACCCGCCUUACUUCCCGGGAGGUGCUUAUUUUGUGAGUAUGAAGAUUGCGCAGAAGUUUGUCAAGGUGUUUCCAUACGUCAAGCAUAUGGCAAUAGAUGACGUCUUCUUAGGAAUAGUGGCAUAUAAACUAAAUGUGACGCUAUACCAUUCUGAUUUGAUCGCAUUUCAUGGCUGUGAAAAUUUUACUGAGAUUAUUUCGUGUAGAGGAUAUAACAGUAUAAGCGAAGUCUUCUACGGUUGGAAAGAAUUUAUCAAAGAUUUGGGUAUUUUUAAAAGUGCCUCUUUAAUGUUUUCUAUUGAGGAAGACACUAGGACCAAUAAUCUCUCUAAAAAUCCUUCCAAAACAAUAGGAAAGAGUUGAUAAGCAUUUAUUUAUUAUAGCUACAUGUGUAUGUAUGACUGGCGUAUGUUGGGAUUCAAUUGUUUACAUUUUUUAUGAUACGGAUGAAUGAUGCGCAAACUUAUGUGAAUGCUUUAUAUGUAUUGUUGUACGGUAUCCAUGGCGAGGUGUUCACCUAUAUUCAUGCAAUACCUAUGACCCAUGUGUACCUAAGAUACUGUGUUUUUUAAUGCUUAUUUAUUUUAUUUAUAUAGGCAGAUUAUGAAAUUACACACCUUAAAUGUCCCAUAUCCCACGAGAGUGAUGGAAUUUUUCAUAGAUUAUUUAUUGGCAAUAUCAUUUUUGAUUGUGUUAUUUUAAAAUUUAAACCUUAGGGCAGCUUUAAAGUGAUAAAUAUUAGGCUGUUAGAUCGGUGUUAAGUGGCUUGUCAAAUCUUGUAGGUGAAAUGCUUUAUUUUUUUAUGAUAUCUGCAUCUUUUGCCAUUUUUCUAAUUUUAGUUGAAAUGAAACGGUUAAGCAUAUUAUAUACGAAAGAGUACAGAGAAAAAGAACUGAGUUUUGAAAUUUAAAAAUCUUAGGUUUGAAAGAAAAAUAAAUAAAGAUGCUACAAUACAAACAAAAAGUUGAAUACAUUUUAUAAAAUUUGAUUAAAAUAACUCAAAUUAAAAAUCUAAAAAAAAGAUAGAGCAACAAUUAUUUAUCUGCAAUAAGAUAAGCCAAUAAUGACCCCACACCCCGCCCACCUCUCUUUUUUUUCUUUGGGUUGUGGUGGGGGCUUCAAAUCCUUAAAUAAACGUAGAAUCUCCAUAAUGGUUCACGCGGGAGUGAUUCAAUCCCGCAUAGAUUUUGGCGUUAACAAUUCUUACCUGAACCCCAAAAAUGCCGUCAUUUUUCGUGUAUAUCAACAUCACGACUUGAAUUUAACCGCCAUGAUUUCUAACCCUGUUCAAUUUUAUUUUGGGAUAGCCAUUAGGAAUUCAGGAUCUCGGGAGCGUAAUUUAACCGCCAUGAUUUCUAACCCUGUUCAAUUUUAUUUUGGGAUAGCCAUUAGGAAUUCAGGAUCUCGGGAGCGUAUCUAUUUAAGAAAUCCCCUGUUUUAAGCAUUAGUACAUGUAUCGCUCUCUAUGAGAAAUAUUUUCCACACAGAAUACUCUGUUUUUCGAUGUAUAGGAGAACAGAUCUUGUACUUAAAAAUAUUUUAAGUCUUUCUGAAUUUCAGUAAAACACGUGAGAACUGACGUGAUUGCUGAAAGAGGCAAUGGGCUACUUUGUUGAUAAUGAAUAAAAAAUCAAUCUUUAUUGGAAGAUAGUUCAAUGCAAAAGCAAUUUAAUUUGCUUGCAUUUGCUCGUAUCGAAAACAAGAUUUGCACCAAUACCAUUAUUGCACAUAUGCUGUGGAAUUUUAGCCUUAUCCUGAAAACAUCAGAGAAAACUAGUAGAGAGGCCAACAUUAUCAUGACUAUUGUAGCUAGUUAUGUUCAACUUUGUUCGUCAUGCUAGAAGCACAGGUUGCAUACUGAACAAAUUUUAGAAAGAAAAAAAAAACAUAUUAUGCGAAAUUGACAUGGGAAUCCAUAAGUACAAAGAUGCAACAAAUUCUAGUGCACAUACUUGAGCAAUAAACAUGAUAAGUUGACAUUUUCAUGAGGAAUGUAAGGGAUGUGGUAAAAUAUCGGAUAUAUUUCAGACAUCCGGUUUAAUCAAUAUCGUGAUAUUGACAUCUGUUACUUCCUGUCCAGUGACAGGGAAUCAAUACGAGUACAAUAAUCAUCCAAUAACAUUUCAAAAUAACAGUAAUUUGCACAUCAAUUAUACUUAUUACUCGGGGGCUUUUUGUUUAAAUAGAAAAUAAUAACAGAAUUACAAAAUCUUUUCUAUCUAUAGAUGAAAGAAUGAAAAGUAACAAAGGUAUUUUAAAAUCGAAUAAGGCCUGCUCCGAAACUAAAAUGUCAACUAGAAUAAAAAGAAAAAAAAAUAAGUUUUGAUGUCUUUUUUAAUUGAAUCCAAAAAUUCUCCCAAACAAGUGAUAAUUAUAUGAACUUAUGAUAAAUAUAUGACCGUUUUCUUGAAUAAAAAUCUAGUCCAAAAAUCUGCCAAAUCUUUCAUUUACACUUUUUCCGCACUCAGUAUGUAUAAAUCUUAUGUACUGUUUAACAAGAACCCGAAGAACUAGCUUCAAUAUUUAAGAUAAAUCAACUUCUAAUACAUGAUACUCUUGAUGCAAUUAUUGAAUCAAACUAUAUUCUCUUAAAACGUGCUACGUGGCUGAAAAGCAAUAAGUAUCUGUUAUAUCUGGCAGAAAAUGUAUAUGCAGAAAAUGGUUACAUUAAUUAUAUUUUUCCUUUUAAAAUCAAGUGAAAUUGAACUCCUUGAGGAUUAUCGUUUAAGCUAGUGCUAUUCCUAUCAACACACAUUAAUUAUAACUGACUAUUUUGUGAUAUGUACAAGGAAGCAUUCUCAGAUAGUAUAUCUUGACCCCUGAAAAUAGCUGAUUUCUGUAUUUUCUUGUACAAUGUCUUCGGGUAGGCAAUGUGACCCAUGGGCCUCUUGUUUUAGUUGAUACGGUACAUCAAAUGAUAUACUACAACUAAAACUGUCUUAGGCUUUAUUUCCUCAUUUCAUUUUAAGUAGCACCCUGUCACUGCAGUAUACUCUUAAUCGAUAUGAAUAUAUAAGGAGAAUUCUAGAGAAAAAUUUUCAACAAUAUUAAUAUGGCUGCUGGAAUUAAAACGGAAUGCUAGAAUACUUAAACUAGACAGUGGAAAAAAACGAACGUGGUUUCUUUUUUAGGUUUAAAUCAUUGAACGUGUCUCCGGAUGUAUAUAGACUAAAUGUCCCAAUUCUCAGCUUAUUGUAUUAAACUACAGUCACUACACUUAAGGACAGAUGAUACAAACAAACUUUUGUCAAAGAAUUUGAAAAUAACAACUUGGGUCAUGUUUAAAUGAAUAAAAUGAAUAACUUUCACCGCGUAGUUUUUAAUUUUUAUUCAAAUUUGGACAAAAAUGGAAUUUAAAGUGAAAAAUAUUUGCAUAGAUUAAUAAGGAUGGUUUCAAAAGGGCAUACUUUUGAACAUCACAGAAGGUUUACAAUUUCUUUAUAUUCUAUAAAUUUAUUAUUUGCAUCAUUUGCAAUGAUAUUAGGCCAAAAAAUAUACUGUAUAGAUUACCAAUCCAGGCAUCCAUUUUUUUGUUUGUAUCAUCUGUCUUUAAGUAAUUAUAUAACUAACUAGUAAAUUGUUUACGUACGGAUGUGACAAUUUUAUGAUGAGAUACUAAAUGGGGGUAUGUUAUUGAAUCAAUGUGUAAUAUUGCCCAUUCUCCCCCUUAUCUAACAGAAUGGCGAUAUAAUAAUUAUCUGAGCUUCCUUAAGCAAAGAAAGUACAUGUAUACAGUGUUCUAUAGAACACAAUGAAAUAGUAUUACUGUGAUAUUUUUGAACUGUACAUAAAUCAUAUUUAGGUUUAAAACAUUAAAAUCUUAAAUCAUUGAUUAAUAUAACUUUUGAAAUUCAUGUUACAUUGUAUAUGCGAAGAAACAUUAUUUCAAUAUACAAGUUACUCUAUUACUCUUAAUAUUAAAAGAAAUCUAGCAAUUUGAAAGAAUUGGAGAAAAUGAAAUAUAAGAAAAUUAAAUUUCAAGUAAGAUUUUUUGGGAUCCACUUUAAAUUUAAAUUUAUUUUUUCAAUCGUAAAACAGUGAUUAACUAUUAGAUAGCAACAUGUGGGGAUAACAAAAUUUUAUGUAUGUUGGGUUUUCAGGUGGUCCUAGUACAUGUAUUUGAAAUAUGAUGUCAUGACAGAUAUAUUUAAUUCAGUAAAUGUGUACAAUAUAAGUAUUCGAUGAAUUAGUCAUAAAUAUGAAUCAGAUAGACAUGAAUGAAGUGAUAUUUAAAUGACGAUUGCAGACUGUGAUUACAUAUGCUUCACAGGAAAUACACGCAUGCCUCUAAUUUCUAUGUCUGACGAUAUUUUUGUUUUUAUCAGUUACGCAAGCAAAUUAGUCCUGCAAUAUGCUCAAUUUUCUGAAUAAAUUUAUAUUUUCUUUUUUGUUA
Saccostrea cuccullata (small rock oyster) is the source of this 5907-nucleotide messenger RNA. RefSeq names its product beta-1,3-galactosyltransferase brn-like. Gene Ontology annotation, cellular component: Golgi membrane. The coding region runs from base 675 to 1877 and encodes 400 amino acids. Gene Ontology annotation, molecular function: UDP-glycosyltransferase activity; hexosyltransferase activity. The record is from RefSeq and is a predicted model, not a curated record. NCBI's taxonomy places the organism in Eukaryota, Metazoa, Mollusca, Bivalvia, Ostreida, Ostreidae. The transcript has 2 exons.